Messenger RNA from Papaver somniferum (opium poppy), 2001 nucleotides. RefSeq names its product MATH and LRR domain-containing protein PFE0570w-like. Gene Ontology annotation, biological process: proteolysis. The transcript is spliced from 11 exons. The record is from RefSeq and is a predicted model, not a curated record. NCBI's taxonomy places the organism in Eukaryota, Viridiplantae, Streptophyta, Magnoliopsida, Ranunculales, Papaveraceae. Gene Ontology annotation, molecular function: cysteine-type peptidase activity. The coding region runs from base 1 to 2001 and encodes 666 amino acids.
AUGGCGAGCAUUAAGAAACAUCAGGAUUCACCACUUAAAGUUAAUGGUUGUGUGAUUUAUCUGUUGCAUUGGUUUGCUGAACACAACAAAAUCAUGAAGCCAAGCAAUGAGGAAGGUUUGCCAAGGAUUCUUAGGUGGAUCAUCAGCGACGUCAGUAAUACAAUCGAGAAAGACCUGAAUGAUGCCAUGAAAAAGCGAUUGCUUUUGGAUGAGUACCGGAGGCAGAAACAAGAAAAUAGCAUAGAUGUUGUGAAGGAAAUGCGAAGAAAGGAGUUGGAUGAGGAGCUUACUGAAGUUCUGGAUAGGCAAGAAAGGCUUCUUAGUUUCAUUAAAGAGAAAAGACUAAAAGAGAUUGAGGAGGAUGAGGAUGAGGAUGAGGAGGAGGAGGAGGAGGAUGAUAGGGAGGAGCACAAGGAAUAUGAUGAGAUUGAGGAGGAUGAAGAUGAGGAGGAGGAGGAUGACAAGGUUGAGGAAGAGCACAAGGAAGAUGAUGAUGAUGAGGGUAGCAAAGGUGGUGAUGACGAGCAUGAAACUGAAUCUGAAAGGAAUGAAGUUCCGUAUGAAACUCCUGAAAAGCAAAGCACUCAUUCACCAAAGACCAAUGAGGCAAAUGAAGAAGAGGAUGGCAAGGAUGGAACAAGCCAAGGAGUUGAGUCUGAAACUGGUAACAAGCCGAGCACUCUUCUGCCAAAGGAAGUUGAAAUCCCUGAAGGUCAAGAAGAGCAUAUGAACCUUAAUGACCAGGAUACUGCUCAAACUGAUGAAAUUGACAAAGUAGCUGGGUGUGAAGCUGCUAACAAACAAAGUACUUUUAUGCCAAAGACAAGUGUUAUCAAUGAAGAUAAACAAGACCAAGUGAACUUUGAUGACCGGAAUGUGAUGGAUGGCACUCGAACAGCUAAAAUUGAUGAAGCUACUAUAAUUGCAGCUGAAGCCAUAUGUCAGUUGGAUCCUAAAGAAGUCCUUUUACUCACACAAGGAGAAGAAUCACAGAAUGAGACUUAUACAUCAAUUGAGGACCCUCUAGACAACUUGUCUGAAACUGUAUUCGUAAAGAUUGAAAAAGGUUGUUACAGAAUGGAACCAACUGAAGUGAAGGAAAAGAUGCAGCCAAGAGGUAGAAGAAGAGAAGACGAAUCCAGUGAGGACAAGAGCAUGGAGGAUGAAGGAAGAAGAGAUGUUGAAGACACAAGCCGCUGGAAAGUUUUCCAAGACACCACAAAAGAGAAAUACAAAAACUCUGUAGCUUGGCAACUAAUAAGACUGGAUGAUCCAACAGUCAAGGAAGAUAUUUUGAUUGUUGGAAGAGUACUUCGUGAACUGAUGUUCAACAAAUAUCUGGACCAAGAGGUACUCCAUUUCUACAUCCAUCGACGUAGAAGAGCACUUGUCAGAGAUAGCAUUCGUCAUCCAGAUGACAAAAAGUACCUGAGCUGUGAAAUUAUGAGUCCUACAACAUGUUACUAUGUCAAGUAUAAUGUCACCAACGAGGUGCAAAAGCUUGUGGUUGAUUUCAUACGGGACAUGCCUGGGAAUCUGGAAGUUCUUGUAAUCCCUAUCAAUCACUCUACAGAUCAGACGAGGAUGGGAUUACGCUGGUCACUUUUGAAUUUUGAUUUCGAAGCUAAGGAAUGGAAAUGGUAUAACUCGUUACACUCAGAAAAUGAACAGUCAUAUAAAGACGAUGCAAAGAAACUAGCAGAUGUGGUACAAGUGAAACUCAAUAAGAAGAGAGCAUUGAAGGGUCAUCCACCUAUAGAAGAGCAAGAAUUAAACAUCAUGACAUUCCAUUCACAAGGAAUCAACCCGGACUGUCUAAUAUAUACUUCUUACUUUAUGAAACGAAGUAUGAAGACAACAAAAGGUAUGAAAAAAGGUCAGCAGAGGGCCGAAGACAUUUUUCAGCAAAUGAGAUCAAAAUUGGUGGCCAAGAUGUUGACAAAAGUCGGAUGGUAUGAAAAGGGGUGGGAUAUAGCGAAGGACGAGGAGCAUAAUCAGUAG